CAAACUUUCCUUUCGUUUGUUUUCUUUUUUAUCCUGAACUCCCAAUUCUUUUCUCUUCUCACCCAGGCUUUCUUUUGUUUUCUUUUCUUUUCUACCAACUCCCAAUCUUGUUUGUCAUGGAAGAGAACCCUUGUUCAGAAACCCAUUCUUCAGCCCAACUCCGUGACGAAUGGCUGGAAAUUCAAGAUUCGCUCAAGAAAAAACUGAUCACAGAUGAUGAUUUCUACUGGAAGCUACGCCUUCCCACAAAGAAAGAAGAAGAAGAAGAGAUACUGAGACAUGUGGGUGGAGUUGAUUUGAGCUUCGCAAAAGACGAUCCUUCAACGGCAUGUGGUACUCUUGUGGUGUUGGAUGUCCUCAACAAUCUUAAUGUUGUCUAUGAAGAUUCGUCUCUUGUUAAGCUUGAUGUUCCUUAUGUUCCUGGCUUCCUUGCCUUCAGAGAGGCUCCUGUACUUCUAGAGCUUCUGGAGAAAAUGAAGAAGUCUGCACAUCCAUUCUACCCCCAAUUAUUGAUGGUUGAUGGCAAUGGAAUUCUUCAUCCUCGAGGCUUUGGAUUGGCUUGUCAUCUUGGAGUUCUGGCUGAUCUUCCUACAGUUGGGAUAGGAAAAAAUUUACAUCAUGUUGAUGGUCUAACCCUUGCAAAAGUCAGACAACUCCUUGAAGUCAAAGAAAACUCAUCUAGAGAUGUCUUUACUCUAAUCGGGGACUCUGGGAGAACUUUUGGAAUGGCAAUGAGAUCAACCCAAGGCUUAUUGAAACCCAUUUUUGUUUCAGUUGGUCACCGUGUAUCGCUUGCUACUGCCAUUAAAGUUGUAAAGAUGACUUGCAGAUUCCGCAUCCCAGAACCCAUCCGGCAGGCUGAUAUUAGAUCAAAACAAAAACUCAGUAGUCUGUGUACGCGGUAAAAUUUCAAGUCUGCAGAAACAAGAAAUAUACACGACAAAUAUGUGAUAUAUAAAUCUAAGAAAAAUAUGUGAGUACAAUCUCUGGGAUUUUCUCGAACUUGUGAAGAGUUUUCCUCGAUUCUUCUCUUCGAACGCCAAUCCAAGGAUUUUGCAGCUUGCUCUUGGAUCUAUCAACGAUUCCUUCAAAUCUUGAUAUGGCAGAUUUGGAGGACUUGAAAAUAUUUGGAGGCUCAAGCCUUGAUAUAUGGAAGACUUGAAGAGCUUGAAGACCCAGACCUUCGUAGCUUAGAACUUUACCACUUGAGUGUAUGAGAUGCCUCCUGAUGUGUGUCUCUGUGUGUGUGUCUGACUUAGUAGAGAAACCCCUAUUUAUAGCUGUAGCAAAAGGUAGAGGCUGAAGACUUGUGUAUCACUUUUACUUGUCUUGCAAGACGUGCAGUCAUAUUAGA
Messenger RNA from Coffea eugenioides, 1354 nucleotides. RefSeq names its product endonuclease V. Lineage: Eukaryota; Viridiplantae; Streptophyta; Magnoliopsida; Gentianales; Rubiaceae. The record is from RefSeq and is a predicted model, not a curated record. Gene Ontology annotation, molecular function: single-stranded RNA binding; RNA endonuclease activity producing 5'-phosphomonoesters, hydrolytic mechanism. The transcript is spliced from 8 exons. Bases 117 to 905 code for a protein of 262 amino acids. Gene Ontology annotation, cellular component: cytoplasm; nucleolus. Gene Ontology annotation, biological process: DNA repair.